This is a messenger RNA of Thamnophis elegans (Western terrestrial garter snake), 1756 nucleotides long. RefSeq names its product mitochondrial transcription termination factor 2 (gene MTERF2). NCBI's taxonomy places the organism in Eukaryota, Metazoa, Chordata, Lepidosauria, Squamata, Natricidae. The transcript is spliced from 2 exons. Gene Ontology annotation, molecular function: double-stranded DNA binding. The coding region runs from base 540 to 1721 and encodes 393 amino acids. Gene Ontology annotation, biological process: termination of mitochondrial transcription; regulation of DNA-templated transcription. Gene Ontology annotation, cellular component: mitochondrial matrix. The record is from RefSeq and is a predicted model, not a curated record.
ACGCAUUGCAACCACAAACAAUCCUGCCUCCCUUCAGUCCCCAUUUCGGGAUCCCUGGCUGCGUGAUUUAAACACUUCGGGUCGCUAGUCACGUUGAAUUAACGCAGGGUUGAGUUAAACGUGCUCGGGGUUGCGAUGCACAUGUAAUCGUUGUCAUUUGUUUAUUAUCUGCGGCUGCCAUUUUAAACUGAAAUCAAUGUUUUGACGGGCAAAAUUGAAAUGCUUUAAAUGAAUAAAAACGGGAAGGAGGAAAUCCCAGACCUAUUGAUGUAUUUUAUUAGCGAUUGCUAUUAAAUGCUCCCAAUGACUCAGUGGAAUGGGUGGGUUCAUUAGUUGGUAUCUGAACAGGAAAUCCCCAGGAACCUCCAGAAAUGUAGAUAUUAAAAAUAUGUUUUUUUUUAAAAAAUCUACUUUUAUUAUUACAGCGUUAACAAAUUCAUAUUAGCCUGCGCACAUAGGCACCAGUAACAGUCUGAUUUGAGGAAAGUUUUACUUUUUAAAAAUGCCUUUCCUGAUGUGGUGCUUGACCAUAGAAUGAAAUGGCUUAUAUUGUCCCAAAUUUCUAUAUGCAUUUUUUGGCUAGAUCUCAGCCCUGCCUAAUAUUGGCAGCUCCAUCAGUCUUCUGGUAUCAAAGAAAUAAUGGACACCAUUUACAGCAUUUGAGAUAUGCCACUGAUACUUCUUUAGGAGAGGAGAAUAAAGCCACCGUGGAAAAUCUGUCCGAAUUAUCAGUGGAUAUAAAGAAAAUCCGUAGGUUGAAGCCAAGAGUUCUAUCAAAAGAGGUGUCAUAUGUCAAGGAAAUAGCUAAUAUUUUGCAAACAAUUGGCGCUGAUGGACCUUCAGUAGCACAUAUGUUUGAAUGUUGUCCUGAAGCCAUUCUUUGUAGUCCUACCAACAUCACUUGCCAAAGAGAUCUGUGGCUAUCUGUCUGUCAAAAUGAAAAGCAGUUAAUGGAGUUAAUAAAACGGUUUCCAGAUGCUUUUUUUAAUGUUGAACAUUAUGAAAAUCAGAAGGCCAACAUUAGUUUCUUCAAAGCACUGGGGCUGAAGAAUGCUAUCAUCCGUCGGUUUUUAACAAGUGCAUCAAAUAUUUUUUACAACCCUGUUGAAAAGAAUAAGCAUGUGAUAGAAACUCUGCAAAGAAACUAUUUAAGGCUAGGUGGUUCACAGGAAAAUUGGAAAAACUGGCUAUUGAAAUUAUUGAGUCAAAAUCCAUUUGUUUUAUUAAAUACUUCUACUACUGUCCAAGAAAACCUGGAGUUUCUUCAGAACAAUCAAUUCACCGAUUCCGAAGUUUUAAGCCUGUUGUGCAAGCUCAAAGGAUUUAUUUUUCAACUUAAUCCUAGCAAUAUGCAGAGUAGCCUGUUGUUUUCAAAGACCAUCUUCAAUUGCAGUGAUCAAGAAUUAAAAGAGCUAAUAUUACAGUGUCCUGCCCUUCUCUAUUAUUCAGCUCCAAUUUUGAAGGAAAGACUAGAUGAACUAUUGAAGGAGGGAAUCUCUAUAGAACAAAUUAAAGAAUCACCCACUGUGUUAGAAUUAUCAACAGAGAUAAUUCAGUAUCGGAUUAAAAAAUUAGAUGCCCUAGGAUACAGUCUGAAGAAUGGAACUAUAAAAUAUCUCAGUGGAACGAAAAAAGAUUUUGAAACUACCUAUGGAAAGAUACAAGCAAAAAGUGAGAGACCCAUAUAUAAUCCAGUGGCUCCUUUGAAUAUUGAAGAUUAGUUUCCAGAACCUGCUUAAUAAAAAGACAGGACUGA